Molecule: messenger RNA, 2550 nt
Organism: Oncorhynchus nerka (sockeye salmon)
Lineage: Eukaryota; Metazoa; Chordata; Actinopteri; Salmoniformes; Salmonidae
Product: poly(rC)-binding protein 2-like
Exons: 12
Coding region: 238-1233 (331 amino acids)
Biological process (GO): regulation of gene expression; regulation of RNA metabolic process
Cellular component (GO): nucleus; nucleoplasm; cytoplasm
Molecular function (GO): mRNA binding; single-stranded DNA binding
Source: RefSeq, a predicted model, not a curated record
UACUUCUGUUGUCUUUGUGUAAAGCAGUGGAGCGCCCGAUCUCACGCUAUCACUCUUCCCUCUUCCCCGAAUCCUUUUAAAACUCUCCCCUGGGUUUCUACCCUCCCGAACCUCUCCCCUUCUACCCCACCCUCCCCCCGACAACACAUAUCAAAACACGGAUCAGAUCCCAUCUUUGUGACCAAAGACCCCCGGUUUUGACCCUUAAACUACAGCUUCUCCCAUCCGGUACUAAUUAUGGACUCCGGUGUGAUUGAAGGAGGACUCAAUGUCACCCUCACCAUUCGAUUGCUGAUGCACGGCAAGGAAGUCGGAAGCAUCAUCGGCAAGAAAGGUGAAUCUGUGAAAAAGAUGAGAGAAGAGAGCGGGGCUCGUAUUAACAUCUCAGAGGGGAACUGUCCUGAGAGGAUCAUCACUCUGGCAGGCCCCACCACCGCCAUCUUCAAAGCAUUCUCCAUGAUCAUCGAAAAGCUGGAAGAGGACAUCAGCAGCUCCAUGACGAACAGCACGGCCACCAGCAAGCCCCCGGUCACCCUACGCAUCGUGGUGCCAGCCAGCCAGUGUGGCUCCCUCAUCGGCAAGGGGGGCUGCAAGAUCAAAGAAAUAAGAGAGUCGACAGGUGCUCAGGUACAGGUGGCAGGGGACAUGCUUCCUAACUCUACAGAACGGGCCAUUACUAUCGCAGGGACGCCUCAGUCCAUUAUCGAGUGUGUCAAGCAGAUCUGUGUAGUUAUGCUCGAGGUAAGUUCUCCCCCUAAGGGGGUCACCAUCCCGUACCGACCCAAACCUUCAGGAUCCCCUGUCAUCUUUGCUGGAGGACAGGCGUACGCAGUUCAAGGACAGCAUGCCAUACCCCAGCCAGACUCUUCCUCUGCCUCUAUCUCUCCACAGCUCACCAAGCUCCACCAGCUGGCCAUGCAGCAGAGCCCCUUUCCCAUGGGCCCCAACAACACAGGGUUCCAAGAUUUAGGAGGGAUGGAUGCGUCUGCCCAGACCAGUUCCCAUGAGAUGACCAUUCCAAAUGAUUUGAUUGGCUGCAUAAUCGGUCGCCAGGGUUCUAAGAUCAAUGAGAUCCGUCAGAUGUCGGGUGCCCAGAUAAAGAUCGCCAACCCUGUGGAUGGCUCCGCAGACAGACCGGUCACCAUCACUGGUUCUGCUGCCUCCAUCAGCCUGGCAGAGUACCUCAUCAACGCCAGGCUCUCAUCUGAAGCAACAGGACUGGCGACCAACUGAUAGAACAGGCUCUGCAUAGAUGUGAUCUGCACUAACCCCCCCCCCUCCCACACACACACACCCAUUUUACCUUCUACCACUCAUCGUUCCAUCACUCAGCUCUCUCCUUUAGUGGUCAAUGCAACUAUCCAACAUAGUUUUACUUUUUUUUUUUUUUUGUCAUUUAGAAAUCACACCACCCAUUUUAAAAUAAUAAUAAUUUGUUUAUCUGCAUUCAUUUGUUUUUACGAAGAAAACAUUUUGGUUUUUAGGUCCCUUUUUGAGUCCGUGUUGAAAGUUUUUUUUAAUGAUUUAUUCUUAGAUAGUUUUAUUUUUUGGGGGGGGAAUGAAAGCUCUCCUUGUCUGUCUUUACACUGUCACAAAAGACUAGAUAGAGGAGAGUAAUCUGAAGGUUUAGACUAGACUAGAUAGAGGAGAGUAAUCUGAAGGUUUAAUUCUGUAAAAGGUACAUUUUUUUUUCUUAAAAUGAAAAGGACAAAAUAAAUAAAAGCCUCUAAAAUAAAAAUAGAUUGACUGUUUUUUUUUCCCGUGCGCAUAUUUAAACCCCUCUAGUCAUUUUAUUCAUUGAAUAUCUGCAGAAACUCACCUUGGUUUUAAUGUUUGUCACCAAAGGGGGAAACGUGGAGCUUGUGUUGUUGUCACUACUGGUGCUUUGGGUAUGAUGAAUAUCUCUAACAGUACUAGCAUUAAUGGAAAAUGCUUUAAAAAAACACGUACAAACACAUUUCACCUUAAACCUUUUUUUUGUUUCCUUUUGUCAUUCCUAUUUUUCUAUCUUCUCUUUUACCCCGUGUCAUGUUCAGGAUGUGUCCCAAAUUGCACACUAGUUCCUAUAUAGUGCACUAUUAACGUAAUGAGGGGGCCAUUUGGGAUGCCGACUAUAAUGCUUGGGUCGGAAGGUUGUUGGGGUUCUGCUCGAGGGCUAGGAAGCAGAGAGGACGAUCCUCAUUUUUCUUUAAAGAUAAUACCACAAAAGAAAAGUUGCAAUAUUUGUUUUAAAUGGAGGAAAUAUUUUUGUUUUAACUACCAAAGGGGAUCGAAUCCUGAAUAAUGACAGGCGUGUGUGUCUAAGUGUGAGGAGAGAAACUAAGAUAUAUUAUGAAUGAUCGUUAUUAAGCUGAAACUAAGACAAAGAAAAGGGUGUUUUAAAUUGGUUAACACUAGUUUCCUGCUCUUUGCUGAAGUCAGAAUUUAUUUUUUAUUAUUUGCAGGAAAUAAAUCUUUUGUGCACGUUUUUGGAAAGACUGUAGACCUGGGUGCCACCACAUUGUUAAAAUAAACUACAGAAAUAAAGAUGUGAAAUGCUCAAACUUCAAA